UUGGUUAUUGACAAAGUCCAAAUACGGAUUCAAAUAAUAAGGUUGUUACAAGAGGAAGUUCUGAAAGAAAUAAAAGUCUCAUAAACUCGAGCUUGAAAUCAAAUGAUUGGUUUCAAAGAGAAGUCGCAUCAUGGACCGCCUUCAACAGAAGAUCGUUCAUGACUUGAUAUCUGACCGCACAGUGACUUGUAAAUAUUCAAUGGGGUAAGAGAUAGUUCAAUGAAACGGUAUUUAUUUCAUGAUCGUGUUUUUCAAAGGAUACUAAACCCAUCCCAAAACAAAACACAUCUCUGUCUGGCUUUUACCUUUCUCUUUAAGUUUGGCCGUAGACGAUUUUUCAUGCACCAUGCAAGUACACAUUACAGCUUUCCUCCUUCCAUACCUGCUUCAAAGACCUCAGGAUUUAAUCGUGAACAACAACCCCUAUUUGGAUUGGUCUCUCCCUGUUUUGGCAGUGAACAUAUUUCAAGUAUAGGCCGGUAGUAAGUGGAUCAUCAGGAUGUCGGCUUCAUCUGUCAAUCAUUCAACGAAAGCAUCUGUAGAUUCAUUAUGGGAGCAUCGGGAAGUGCGAUUUGACAUCCUGGUUUCACAAAUGAAAAUGCGGCCCGGUGAAAUAUUGAUCGACAAAUUGGACUCUGUGGAAGAUACCAAGGGUAAUGCUGGUGAUCGAGGUAGAAUCCUGGUCACCAAUCUUAGGGCCGUCUGGCAUUCGCAAAGCAUGCCUCGAGUCAGCUUAUCCAUCGGAUACAAUUGUGUACUAAAUAUCACCACUAAGAUCGUGAAUUCAAAGCUCCGAGGUUUUGCAGAGGCUCUUUAUAUCCUAACCAAAUGCAACAAUACCCGAUUUGAGUUCAUCUUUACUAAUCUAGUCCCUGGCAAUUCGCGCCUUUUCACGUCAGUUAUCGGUGUCUACAAAGCCUACAACUCGUCCAAAUUGUACAGGGAAUUGAAGUUGCGAGGUGCAAUUCUCCAAGACCACCAACUCAAGGUUUUGCCCCAAGAAAGCAUCGUGAAUGUCAUUGACGGUGUUUGGAAUCUGUCGAGUGACCAAGGGAACUUGGGCUUGUUUGUCAUUACGAAUGUCCGUGUGGUUUGGUAUGCCAAGAUGAACGAGCUGUUUAACAUUUCCAUUCCAUAUCUACACAUUGCUUCGGUUCGCUUGAGGGACUCUAAAUUUGGAACAGCUCUCGUAAUCGAUAGUAGCGAGUUGAGUGGGGGUUAUGUGUUAGGAUUUCGAAUUGAUCCCCCUGAAAAGUUGCAAGAGACCUUCAAGGAAAUUCAAUCGAUGCAUAAGAUCUACUCUUCCUCGCCAAUCUUCGGGGUCGAAUAUUCCAAAGCUGAAGAGUCUCGCUUUGAUGAGGAGGACAACGAUGGUGAAGAUCAGCCAAUGUCAACCACCCAAGUCAUGGAUGAUGUGGAUGAGAUCGAUCCCGAUCACCCCGACUCUCACGAUGUGUUUACGGCCUAUCUGGCCGAAGGCGGGUUUGAGAGUCAAGACCGCCCUCCCGAGUACAAUCCAGACUUGGGACUGUGCAUGGAGAAGCUUAAAGACGGAUACACGUUGGAAGGUCUUUGGCAAGUCUUACCCCCUGAAGUGGGCAAGCGGGCACUAAAUGGCAAUACUCUAUAACAGUUUCCAUGAUCUUGAUUGUGCGAUGGCUGAAAAUGACUCUGAGCAAAUUACAUUGUGUUCCUGUGCAACGCA
Messenger RNA from Tigriopus californicus, 1705 nucleotides. RefSeq names its product Bardet-Biedl syndrome 5 protein homolog (gene BBS5). Gene Ontology annotation, cellular component: BBSome; ciliary basal body. The transcript is spliced from 6 exons. Gene Ontology annotation, biological process: cilium assembly; intracellular transport. The record is from RefSeq and is a predicted model, not a curated record. NCBI's taxonomy places the organism in Eukaryota, Metazoa, Arthropoda, Copepoda, Harpacticoida, Harpacticidae. Gene Ontology annotation, molecular function: phosphatidylinositol-3-phosphate binding. Bases 500 to 1630 code for a protein of 376 amino acids.